AUGGAGGGAUCACGGGAUUCGGAGGCUAAAGGGGAAGUCAGGGUGGCGAGGGACGAGGGGACGCAGGAGAAUGGGAUUGCAGCGAUCGGACUGCCGAGCGCGGAGCUUGAUCGUGCGGAAGAGCCAGGGGGGGACGCGGGGGCCGCGGAAACGUCACUUUCGGAAGCAGGGAAUGCGGAAACGUUAAGAGCACGGGAAGCGGAAGCGCCACGGGCGGAAGCAGGGGAAGUGGACGCACCGCAAGCGGAAGCAGGGGAAGCAGAGAUACUAAAAGCGGAAGCAGAGGAAGCGGAAACACCACAGGCGGAAGCAGGGGAAGCGGAAACACCACAGGCGGAAGCAGGGGAAGCGGAAACACCACAGGCGGAAGCAGAGGAAAGGGUUGGCUGCGGUGCAACAGCUGAUGACGUGGCGAAGGCCGUAGCCGUUGAUGACGUGGCGAAGGCUGUGGCAGCUGAUGACGUGGCUAAGGCUGCGUCAGCCGACGCUUGUCAAACGUCAGUCACACCAGCAGGUGAAAGUAUAGCGCUUCGAGAAGGCAAAGGUUUAGGUGUAGCAGUAGACGAGACUGUAGUUGUCGACGCGGAUCAUACUAUAACGAGUAUUCCGGAUUCUGCUGUUACCGUAGGUCUAGAAGAGAGCAAUUCGGUAACCGUAGGUGUAGAGGAGAGUGUAGCGGUUGGAGAGAGUGAUGUUGUAGCUGUAGCAGCAGGCGAGGACGUGGUUACCACAGGUAGUGGGCCUGUUACAUCUGUUACAGGUGCAGCAGUAGGUGUAGCAGCAGGAGCGGCUGUAGUAACAGGAGCAGCUGUAGCGACAGAAGAGGCUGAUUCCAUGGAUAUAGCAGCAGUAGAUGCUGCUGCUGCUGCUGCUGCUGCUGCUGCUGCUGCUACUGCUGGGUCUCCUCGUUCGCCUGUGGUGGCACCUCCUGAUACUGAGCCCACCACUUCCAGUCCUUCUCAAAUGGCAUUUUCUGAAGCCGAACCUGCCUGUCCGAACCUGACACCUAGGCUCGGCGUGCCCAGGCUCGUGCUGCCCAGGGUCGGAUCUGGAGCGGGAAGGAGUGCGGCCGAGGGGCAAAGGGCGGACGAGACACGUUUAGCAGCAGAGGAACGGGGAGAGAGAAGAGCGGGGGAAGCAGAGAGGUUGGACGGAAGGGAGAUGGAAGGGUUAGGGGAUCUUAGCCCGAGCUCUUUCUCUUCUACCCCAGGUGUACAGUCACACAGCGUACAGUCACGCGGCGUACAGUCACAUCCCACGGACUCCCCCUCUCCUCAGCCCCGUGUGCCUCACUCACACACCCACCCCUCGAUCCACUCUUUUGCUCCCCCGGACUCUCCUUUUGAGACAUCUCCGAUUCUGUCCUCUGAACCGCGCGUGCCACACUCACACACACACCCAUCGCAUCCCCCUUUCCUUCAUCCAGACUCCCCCUCCUCCCCUCAGCCGCCCGUGCCGCAUUCGCACACUCACCCGUCGCGCGCACACCCCCAAUCCCACCACUCCCAAUCCCCCCACCCCCAAUCCGUGCACUCUCAAUCCCUGCAUUCUCAAUCCCACCACUCCCAAGCCUCCCGCUCCCAAUCCUCUCACUCUCUUCCCGAUGCUGCUCCCGCAUCCUCCCCCCCUCCUGCUGCCACCACUCCUAGGAGCCCCCCUUCCGUCUCCCCCGUUGCCCCAAACCGUCGCUCCGCGCCUUCCUCUCGCCAUCCUCGUUACAAUCCCUCUCUGAACCCCGCUCCUUCGCGCCCACAUUCCCCCGUUAUAGGAACGUUCUCCUGGGGCGCGACUUAUAGCGGGUUCCGCCCCCCAGUUGCGCCCUCUAGGUCCGCGCGCACCCCCCCGUCCGCGCUGGGGGGGGGAGAUGCGGGGAGAGGAGGAGAGGGGGGAAGAGGCGAGGGAAGGAGGUCAGGGUCACGGGGAGGGGUUAGUCUGAGCGAUAGGAUAAGGGGGAAGAAAGAAGCAAGAAGAGGAGGGGGGGCAGGCGAAGGGGAUGAGGAAACCGAAGGGGGAACCCGCGCACAAGCCCCGUAUUUAUCAAUUCCCGGGGAGGAUGGCGAGGAGGGGGAUUUACCCUGGAAAUCGGACGCGCCCGAGCCUGAGCUCACACCGCGCUCCAACUCCCUUCCAAACGCCUGCUCCCCAUUCUCCCUGCUCCUGCCUUCAGACAUCAACAGCCCGAAAUGGGCCGGCCGCGGUACCGGCAGUGGGAGAGGGCUGGGGAGUGGGUUAGGAGGAGUGGGGAGCAGCAGCAGCAGGCAGAGCGGUCAGUCUAGAUACAGCCGGGGGCAGGGGCAAGCUCAAGGGGAGGAACUCCUUGGGGUUGGGGAUAGCCCGGCCUGCUACAGCCCGGGCGGCAGCACCCGGAGGCCUGCUACAGCCGGGCCGCUGGGGGACGCAGCGGAGUCUGCUACAGCAGGUGGGUCUGUAGCUGGGACGCCUGUGGCCGGAACCCCCACUGCUCGCACGCCCACGUUUGGGAGGAGGUUGAGGAGGCAAAGGGGGCCGUCUUUUGGCGGGUCUUCGGAGCUGCUGGGGAUUAUGGGGAAAGGGGCGCUUAAGAAGGGGCUUGCUGCUGGGCUGAAGAGUGUCCAGAGGUGGCGAGAAGGAGGGAGUGGAGGGGGGAGUGAUGUGGAGUGGGAGGGGGAGGGGGGGUGGGCGGGGGAGGGUUUUGAUUCGCCGAGAACGGGGGAUAGUGGGAAGAGGGGAGGGGGAGGAGAGGAGGGGGGGUCCGAACCAGGGACUGGUGGUGCUGCUGGUGCUCUUGCUGCUGGUGGUAGCGGGAGCAGCAGGUCAGGAAGAAGGUCUCUUUUGUCGAGCUUUCUUUCGGACUCAUCAGACAAAGACAAGGACAGGGAUAGGCCUGGGUCCGCGUCUAAGAGGAGUCGUCUCCGAAGCAGCAGCUUUGGCUCGUUACCCUCCCCCGGGGGUGCUGGUGCGGGCGCAGGUUCGGGUGCUGGUUCGGGUGCGGGCGGCGGUGCUUCGGGUGGUGGUGGUGCUGCCGGCGGCGGUGUGAGCAGAAGCAGCUUUGGUUCCAGUCACGAUGGGGAAGAGGAUGGGGAGGAUUCAGAGGAUUUGGCACAGGAAGGAAAGCUAUGGGAGCAGCUAGAGGAGAAAUACCAGGAACCUCUCUCUGCUGAAGCUGCUGCUGCCGCCGCUGCAGCUGCUGCCGCUGCUGCUGCCUCUCCUGGUGCUGGUGGUGGUGGUUUUGGUGGUGGUGCUACCCCUAAUGCACCGUCACCAAGUGGCGCCUCCCCCUCUCUCGCUAUGGCGCUCACUCGGAGCAUGUCUCUGUCUCGAAACAGGGCUCUUUCCAGAGGCAUGUCUAUGGUGGCUAGCCGUAGCAGUAGCAGGGAGGCAGCGGAUGGAGGGGAGACGGGUGGUGGCAGUGGGGUGGGAGACGGGGAGGGGGAGAAGGCAGGGGGUGGUAGGCAGGGGCGGGCGGCUGGGAGGGCGGCUUUACCUAGGCCUAAGAAGAAACGGUGGAUGAGGAGAGAUGUUAUAAAGGAGGAGACGAAGGAGGAGAUUGAGGAGGAGAGGGAAGAGACGGAGGAGAAGCAGCAGGGUGGGUCUGUGGAGGCAGGGGAGGGGCAGGGAGGGGAGAAGGAGGAGGGAGUACUGGUAGGGAGUGGGGAUGCUGAGGAGGAACGGAGGAAUGAGGAGGUGAGGAGGAUUCUGCGUAGCUUGGCAGGUGGAGAGGGAGGAGGAGCAGAAGGAGAAGGAGGGGGAGGAGGAGGGGGAGGGGGAGGAGGGGAGGAAGAGGAGGAGAAACGGCCGUCUCUGGCGGUGAUGUUUCAGCGGUCUAUAAGCCUGAGGCUGGCACCUGGGGAGAGGCUAGGAGGAGGAGGAGUUGUAGGAGGGGGAGGAGGAGGUGGUGGGAGGCGAGAUGGUGGAGGGGAGAAGUUAGGAGUCAUGGAUGCUUUUAGAAGGCAGGUCACGCUGAGAAGCAGGCAUGAACGGAUUGAGGAGGAGGCGGCGGGUGGAGAGCGGUUGGGAGGGAUGGAGUUGAGAAAGCAGGUGACGUGGAGAGGGGACGGGAGGAGAGGCGAGGGGAGGAGGGGUGUGCUCGGUUUCAGGAGUCUUGCUGCUGCGGUUGCUGCGCUGGUGGGAGUGGGAGGGCGUGAGGUGAAACACGGGAGUGGGGAGGGUUUGGGGGAGGAGGGUAAGGGGAGUGGAGAGGGUAUGACUGGGAUGGGUCAGAGAGAGGAGAGUGAGGGUGAGGAGGGACGGAAGGAUGGGGAGGAGAGUAGUGAUGAUGAUGGAGGGAGAGAGACUUUGGGGGAGGAGGAAGGGAGGGAAGGGGAGGGAGGGAGGGAGGGGGAUGGAGGGGAGGAAGGGGAGAGAGGGGAGGAAAGGAAGGGGGAAGGGGUUAGGGAGGAGGUAAAUGAGGAAGGUAAGAUGGACGAGGGUGCUGGUGCUGGUGCUGGCGGGGUGAGGGAUUUGGGAGAAGGAGGAGAAAGGAAGGUGGAACCUGCAAUGGAAGUGACGGGAGAGGGGGCAGCAGGGCUAGAACUCACUCCCACUCUCACUCCCUCACUCAAUCCCACAAUCACUCCCUCACUCACUCCCACACUCACUCCCACAAUCACUCCAACGCGCACCCCCAGCAGCAGUGCCCGGUUGACUGGCGUUGACUCGGCCACACUGGCCCAAGUGUCUGCUGUUGAGUCAGCUCAGUCGUUGACUGACGUUGACUCGGCCACAGUGGCCCAAGGGUCUGCCCUUGAGUCAACUCAGACGUUGACUGGCGUUGACUCGUCUACUCUGGACCACGGUUCUGAUGGUUCCCCUCUAGGGCUGUCCAGAGGGGGAAGUUUCCACCAGCCUUCCCCAAGAGAAGGCUCCCCAUUGGCGGACAAUCAGGAAACGAGCUUCCAGCAACGAGAGCAGGGGCAGGAGCAGGAGCAGGAGCAGCAGCAGCAGCAGCAGCAAGAGAAGCAGGAAGAGGGAAAAUCGGAGAAUCAGCAGCAAACAGAGGAGAAUAAACAGCAGCAGCAGGCACCAGGGAGGGCACAGCGGCUGUUGGUAAGGCACCACUCUCUAAGCAGCAGGGCACUAGACGCUGCCAAUCAGAGAGUAGGAGCAGUGGAGGGAGCAGGGGAAGGAGCGGGAGGAGAGGGAGAUGUGGGUGGGUUGGAAGAGGAGGGUGAUAGUGAGGGUGGUGUGGCCGGGGUGGUUCGGGCGAGGCCUGGGGGGGGAGCAGCAGGAGUUUCGUUCUACUCGUUUGACCGGCAUCGAAUGGGGCUGGCUGCAAUGGAAGCGAAGAAGAGGGGGUGGAGAGGGGCGGAUAGAUUAACGGUGGAGGGAGGGGCUGAGACGUGGGGGGCGGAGGGAGGGGCGGAGGUGUGGAGACCGGAGGGAGGUGCUGAGGUGUGGGGGGAGGGCGCAGAGGCGAGUGAAAGGGGUGAGAGAUGGGUGGGAGAAACGGAAUUUACACAACCGCAUGAGGGGUGGAGGGGGCCUGAGGAUGAAUAUGAUGGUGAAAGGCAGGUCUUGGGGACCCACACGUUGCAGUAUGGGGUGGUUCAUGCAGAGCAGUAUGGGGUGGUUCAUGCAGAGCAGUAUGGGAUGGUUCAUGCAGAGCAGUAUGGGGAGCAGUAUGGGGAAGGAUACGGGGAGCAGGAGAAUUAUCAGGUGCAGUAUGAGGGGCAGUAUCAGGAGCAUUAUCAGGAGACUUAUCAGGAGGAUUAUCAGGAGCAGGAGCAAUUUCAGGGGUAUCAUGAGGAGGAGUAUGGGGAGCAGGUGUAUUAUGAGGGGCAGAGGAGGCAGGGGCGGCAGGUGGUUGAGCAGGAGUAUAUGGAAAGGGGGCAGUACGGGCAGCAGCUGGCAUUUGAGGGGCAGCAAUUCGGGCAGGAGCAGCCGUUUGAGGAGGGGGAGUUCGGGCAGCAGCCGCCUUUUGACGGGCAGCAGUUCGGGCAGGGGUAUGAAGAAGCCGGAGGGCAGGGGUAUGACGAGGCAGGAGGUCAGGGGUAUGGGCGGGAGGGUCAGUCAGAGAAGCAGCAGCGCCAGUGGCAGCAGCAGCAGCAGCAGCAGUGGCAGCGAGAGAAGGAGAAGGGGAAGGGUAAAGCAGCAUUGGAUGAGUGGGAGUUUGUGUUGCAGAAGAGUGGAACUAGAAGUCCAAUGGGGGGGAGUAUGCUGGCAGGAGGGCAGGGCGGGAGCGGAAGGGGGGGUGAGGAGAGAGGAGGGGUAGAGAGGGGUGGAGAGAGGGGAGGAGAGAGGGGAGGAUGGAUGGGAGGAGAGAGAGGGGGAGAAGUGGAGCGAGAUGAGUUGGAGGGACAAGGGGAGAGGCAAGGGGAUGGGCAAGGGGAGGGGCAAGGGGAUGGUGAGGGGAGGUCGACAUACUGGGUAAAGCUUCGGCCUGAUGAGGAGGAAUUUCGUGAGAGGGAAUUUCGUGAGAGGGAAUUUCGUGAGAGGGAAUUUCGUGAGAGGGAAUUUCGUGAGAGGGAAUUUCGUGAGAGGGAAUUUCGUGAGAGGGAAUUUCGUGAGAGGGAAUUUCGUGAGAGUCAGUUUCGAGAGAAGCAGUUUGCUGCUAGCUCUCAUGGGAGUGAGAGGAGUGUGGGUAGAGAGUCUGAUUUCGAGCGGGCGGAAGAUUUUGAGAGAGGAUCAGAGUAUGAAAGGGCAUCUGAGUAUGAAGAAGCAGCAGAAUAUGAAAGGGGAUCUGAGUAUGAGAGAGAUGGGUAUUCGGAGCGGGAGGGAGAGGAGAGGGAUGCAGGGGAGAGAGGUGCGAGGGCUUAUGAGGAGAGAGAGGAGGAAGGGGAGGAGAGGGAGGAGAGGGAGGAGUUUGUAGAUGAUGAGGAGUUUCAAGAUUUGAUCGAUGGCAGUGGUGGUGGUGGUGGUGCUAGUGGUGUGGGGAUGACACACAAAAGACAGGUUUGUAGGAGAGAGAGGAAGAGGGAGGAGAGGGAUGAGUUUGUAGGUGAUGAUGAGGAGUUUCGAGUGUUGAUCGAUGGCAGUGCUGCUGCUGCUGGUGGCGGUGCUGGUGGUGAGGGGAUGAUAGAUGAAAGGCAGUUGCUGCACUCCCCACACGAAUUGCCCCACUCCCCACACGAAUUGCCCCACUCCCCACAGCAGCUUCAGCACUCGCCGCAUUCCCAUUCCUCCUCUCGCUCCCCAUCCUCUCGCCACAGUCACUCUCUCUCCCCGAGUCCCCAUACCAGCUCAGCCCGCGCUUACCGAACCAGUUUUGGUCCGGGCAACGCCAUACCUGGGACACAGGUUCGGGGAAAGGUGUACAGGUCCGGUUCGGAGGGUGAAGUGCUGGGGUAUGGGGAUGACAGCGACGGGUAUAGCAGUGAUUCCAAGGGCCAUUCCGACCACGAAAGGCAGCAGCAGCUGCAGCAGCUACAGCAGCAGCAACUUAUAGCAAACCAACAGCAGCAACAGCAGCAAUCGCAGCAGCAACAGCAGCAAUCGCAGCAGCAAUCGCAGCAGCAACAGCAGCGGCUUCCCGUUCGUCGCAGCCAAACCGAGAUGAAGCGCCCCUUGCUGCUGCCCCGCCCUGCUCCUGGGAAGAGCUUUGCUGCUGCUUCUGCUGCUGGUUCGGCAGUUGGUUCGGCGGUCGGGAAGGCAUCAGGCUCGUUUGAAGCAGGCGCGUUCCCCCGUUCCUCCUCUCUGGGUUCCGACCCUCAGGAGCCAGGAGGAGCAGGAGCAGGAGCAGGAGCAGGAGCAGGAGGAGGAGGAGGAGCAGGACAGUCCAGUGGGCACCAGACGUUCCAGCGCAGCUUCACGGACAGAAGACGGCCCAUCCUCCCUCCCCACCCUGUUGCCACUGCUGCUGUUCCCCGCGUUUCUGCAAGAGAGUGGCUGGCAGGAGCAGCACCAGGAGCAGCACCAGGAGCAGCACCAGGAGCAGCGCCAGGAGCAGCACCAGGAGCCCCGAUAAGCCCCGCUGCAGUAGCAUUCCACCCGCAGUCUCAGUCUAAUGCGGCCCAGCCUGUCUACCCCCAGGUCAGUGGUCCCCACACAUUUCAGCGCAGCUUUACGGAUCGAAGGCGGCCCGUCCCUCCUCCGUACGCUGCCGCUCCUGCUCCCGCUCCCCCUGGUGGUGCUGUUCCCCGUGUGUCUGCACGAGAGUGGCUGACAGGAGAAGCAGCAGCAGCAGCGGUCGCAGCAGCAGCAGCAGCAGGCAAUCCAGCAACCCAACCUCCACACCCCCGUGAUCCCAGUCCUUUGAGCGGUCCCUUGGCUCCCCGUGCUCCCCGCCAGUUCCAGCGUAGCUUGACUGAUCGACGGGGGGCGCCGCCUGCCUUUGUUCCCGCUCCUGCUGCUGCCCUUUCUGCUAGAGACUGGAUAGCAGGAGGAGGAGCAGCAGCAGCAGCAGCAGCACCACAUCACCCUCAGCCCAGUGCUCCCCAUGCUGCCCGUGCCGCCAGUGCUCCACGGCAAUUCCAGCGAAGCUUGACCGAUCGGCGAAGGCCCGCUGCGACCCUCGCUCCUGCCCCACCCGCCCCUGCUGUUAUAUCCGCUAAAGACUGGAUAGCUGGGGCGAGAGUGGGGUUGUCGGCAGGACGAGAGAGAGGAGGUGGGGUAGGGGCUGGGGGGAAGCGGCUGGUGGGAGGGCGGCGGUUACAGAGACAGAUGUCGGAGAGGACGUUUAGGGAAGGGGGGAGGAGCGGGUGGGAGAGUGGUGGGGAGGCGAGAGGUGGUGGCGGGGACUUGUGGGGUGAUGCUGCUGCUGCUGCUGCAGCAGCUGGUGGUAGUGUUGGUGGUGGUGCUGGUUUUGAGACUUCUGGGUUUGAAAGGCCUCAAGGCUCGGAUAGGAGGGCUGGCCCCAGCAGGUUGUCUCGGGGCGAUUCGCUUGGUAAGGCCGCAGCAGCUGCUCUUGCUGCUGGUGGUGCUGGUGAAACCAUGAUCACUGGAGCUGCAUUUGUCGCAGCAGCAGCUGGUGGUGGUGCUGGUGAUGCUUCUGACUUCUAUCGCAGCAACUCCUUAAGGAGGAUGAACCGGCCGCCCAAGGACUCGGUGGCUAGACCAGCAGGUGCUUCUGGUGGCGGUAACCUGCCUCGUAACGACUCGCUGGGAAGGGGCGCAAGCGGUGAAAGGAAUACCGCGCCAUCAACAUCCUUCCGCGCGCCGUUCUCCCCCGCGCCAUCAUUCUUCCGCGCGCAGUGGCUUUUCCCCGGAGACGUGGCAUCCGCGCACGCGGCGCCCAUGAGCGUGCUGGAUGUCUUCCGCCCGUCGUGCCCGCUUCCGCCCAUGAGCGGACCCUCCGGUGGGUGGAAUAGGUGGAGCGAUGUGACUGUAUGGGGGGCGGCUUUCAAGAGCAGCAGGGACCCCCCAGGGGUGCGGUCAAGAGCAGGGGGGAACGUGACUAUACCCUGUGGCAUGGCUGUGCUGCUGGACGUGGCUAAUGUGUCCCUCGAUACUCUACACGUGCAUGGAUGGCUCAAGCUUUUGGACGACAAGCCACGGUUACCACGCAUCGAGAUCCGCGCCAACUUCAUCAUAGUCACUGGGCGGCUGACGGUGGGAGAAAAGGACAAGCAGUUUGCCGCCCAGGCACUGUUCACGCUCACGCCCAACAGCGGGCGGCAGAGGAGGGAGUAUGGCUUCACGCUAUUCCCCCCGGCCGAACCCGCCUUUCCCAGGCCUCUGGGCCACAAGGUGUUUGCGGUGGUGAGUAGUGGUGCUGCGAAUGGGGCAUUUCAACGUGUCUGCAUGCAUGCAUGUGCUGCUGAGUUGCCUUGCAUCAACAACUUCAGCGCGGGUGGCAGGCAGAAAAACGAGUAUGCCUUCACAUCACACUUUCCCCCCCAGCCCGGCCGACCCCCUCUUUCAAUAUCACACUCUUUACUCUUGCCUCUGGGGCACAUGGUGUUUGCCGUGGUCGGAGGGCAGGUGGACUUGCACGGCCUCCCAGGCCCGCCCUCCAUGCCGGUGUGGGUGUGCUUGAAUAAGACGGCGACCGCGGGCCAGACAGAGAUCGUGGUGGACGCUGACGUCAGCACAUGGCCGGUGGGCGGCGAGAUCGCGAUCGCGUCUACGAGUGCCAAGAUGGACGAAGCCGAGAAGGCGGUGAUUGCGGGAGGUGAGUAUGGGUGUAGUGCGUCGCCCCCCACUCUCAGGGCUAUCGCGUACCCUUCAAGACCCCCUUCAAGUACUCCCAAGGCAUUGUCGGACGGGUUUGAGUACCCCCUUUUUAUCUCAACCCAUCCUGCCAUUUUCUUCCCCCUUCAACCCCCAGUUUCCCACAUAACACUCACCACCCUCCUCAAGUACUCUCACGAUGGCAAUCCCAAGGCCGUGCCAGACGGGUUUGGAGGGGCGGUGGACGUGAGUGGAGAGGGCUACCGCAUAUUGCUUUCAGCCCCCCUAAAGUAUUCCCACGACGGCAAUCCCAAGGCUGUGCCGGACGGGUUUGGAGGGGUGGUGGACGUGAGAGGAGAGGUGGGGCUGCUGCACCGGAACAUCGUGAUCUACGGAGUGCAUGAGACGGGGAAAUACGAGCUGGAAGGAGGUCACUUCAUGGUCUUCAUGACCCAAACCCCUCAAUUCAUCGAAGGAGUUCAGUUUUCCUACAUGGGGCAGCAGGGCGUGCUGGGGCGGUACCCUCUGCACUUCCACGUGUGUGGGGAGGCGAAUCAGAGCCACAUCGUGCGCAAGAAUGCCAUCGUGUAUAGCAAGCAGCGGUGUGUGGUGAUUCACGCCACGAGCAACAUGACGAUUGAAGACACGGUGACGUUCGAGAGCAAGGGGCACUGCUUUAUCGUGGAGGAGGGGUCGGAAAACAACAACGUUUUCAAGAGGAACCUGGGGAUCAGCGUGAGGAAAGUGAAGGUGGUUAUCCCCUCUAAAGAGUCGUACGAUAAGCACACGGACGACAAGCCAAGCACAUUCUGGAUGGCCAACCCCAACAACGACUACAUUGAUAACGUGGCAGCUGGGUCGGAGGACUCGGGGUACUGGACGGAGCUUAAAGAGGGGAUGAGGGGUCUGUCCCAGCUCUUACCCAACGCCCGCAACAUGCACCCUAUAGAAACCAAGUUUGGCCUUUACUCGGGGAAUGUGGCACAUUCAGCCAAGUUUGGGUUCCGCUCCUACCCCCACGGCAUGUUCCCCUACGCUCCUGGUGCUAGGAUGACCCUAUCCAAUUUCCUCAUCUACCGCAAUGAAGUUGGCAUGUUUGUGCACAUCACGCGUCUCAUGACCAUCCAAUCGUCCACAUUCAUUGACAAUGGUUUGUCCAUCCAUGUCAAGACAGACACGGGCAUCGUUGUGGAUCGGUGCCAGUUCAUCGGCCGCACUCAAGCCUGCCCUGCUGCGGGGAGGUUCUCCUCCUUUGGCAUGUGUAGAGCUGCCAGCCCCGCUAUAAUGCUCACUCAUGAACCCAUCCCCUCCUAUAACCCCCCCCCCCUGUUUUCGUCCUUUGGCACGUGCAGAGCAGCCAGCCCCGCUAUAAUGCUCACCACUAACCCGUAUGGUGGAUUCUGGACUCCCUCCACUGCUGUAGAGGGCCUACGUUUUGCCAAUGAUACCAACAGGCUCUGGGCCUCACCCAACCCAACCUCUGGCUACAUUCGAUCCGGUGCCCAGCUUGCCAACUUCUAUGCCCUCUGGGACUUAGAUGGGUCUUUGCUGGGAAGCAGCAGCAGCAGCAGCAGCAGCAUUAGCAGUUCCUCUAGACCCUCUUCCACUGCCUCUGGUUUCGGCUUUGCAAUAGCUCCGUUCGAUCCCAUUCUCCCACCUCUCUCUCUCCGCUCCUCCCCUUCCUUCGCCUGCUCCUACCAACCCUCCUGGUCCGCCCAUACCUGCACCGGACCUGCCGCCUGCUUCCGAUCCUUCGCUCUUUUCUACAACGAAUCAGUCACCAAGGAUCAGACCGCGAAUCUAGGAAAGGACAAGAAUCGCCGCCCGUACAGCUACGUUACUUUCACGCGGUUACAGGAUAACGCGACGUUCGUCUCGGUGGGAUCGGAUAAUGAUUACGAUGACGAUUUCCCCAAACGGUACGGCACGUCUCGGCCGCUUCUGCGGCAGGUCACUGCGACGCUACUGGCUGGAUUCUCGUACCGGGUGACGAUCCAACGGUCGGAAGUCGGCCCUGGGUUUUUCUACCCUUCGACUGUGCAGCUGAUGGUGCUGGAUGUCAGGGGCUGCACUGGAGGGCUGACAGUAAUAAUGGACACUCCAUCAAACUCGCAGGAUAAGCAAUGGAGCGUGGUGUCUAAUAACCCUGAAGCGUAA
Molecule: messenger RNA, 12183 nt
Organism: Closterium sp. Naga37s-1
Lineage: Eukaryota; Viridiplantae; Streptophyta; Zygnematophyceae; Desmidiales; Closteriaceae
Source: the annotation of a GenBank genome assembly